AUGAUUGCUCUUCUAUUCGCCGCCUGCCUCCUCUCCGUGGUAACAGUUGAGGGUGAGUUGUGCACUUAAUUUUCUUGAGCGACUCCCCAACAUCACCUAGCGCAGCCUUGAAUUCACAAAUUCGGUCAUGAGUUUACGGUUAUUUAACCUCAUAGAUGGUCUGCAUGACGUUAUGCCAGAUAUGUUUAUGUGUACCCGGAUGAGACGGAGCAACGUCUUUUUAGAAACUGUUAAAGUAGUGGAGUAGCCUUCAGCCCUAACCCGCCUCACACACGCAACGCCAUAAUCCCCCACCCCUUGUCCAAAAUCCGCCAGUUGCACUGGUCUGGGCAUUCAGAAAAGUCGAAAGCGGAUGAUGUUAGUCGAUUUUGGAGGUAAAAGGUAUUCGUGAGUGCUACUCACUGGACCGUCGUCAUUCUACUGUGAACGCAACUCAGCAUUUGCGUUGCGUCUCAUUGCCAGUUCAAACUGGUAGCACAUAAGGCGGCAGCAUAACUGAAGGGCAGCCAUUAUUUAACCCUGUUUGUUUUGAGGCAAAACCUUAAAGGCCUUCACUUCCUCCUCAUCCUCUCAUCACAUCACGUCCAACAUCGCCAAGCGUCUCCAGCUGAGACGCCCCAACAACGCACUUGUACUCGCCGGCCAGCCUGUUAUUCCGCCCUAUCUUCCACUCAGGAACUAGUGCACAAAUGCUGAAUGGAGAUCGGAGUUUAGCCCUAACCCCCCUCACGCAUUCUUUCUCCUCUUCAGGAUGGGUGCACCCCUGCUACAUGCCUAUCCUGACUGGCAGGUGCAGAGCGCGGAUGCCAAUGUAUGCCUUCAAUCCUCAGUUGGGUGCCUGUGUGGAAUUCGUGUAUGGCGGCUGUGGUGGCAAUUAUAAUCGUUUCGAGACCAAGGAGGAGUGUGAGGCGAUCUGUGGUGGAUUCCGUCAUCGAAUGUAG
This is a messenger RNA of Spirometra erinaceieuropaei, 941 nucleotides long. Lineage: Eukaryota; Metazoa; Platyhelminthes; Cestoda; Diphyllobothriidea; Diphyllobothriidae. The record is from the annotation of a GenBank genome assembly.